AUGAGGCCUCCAUACUUCAUUCUGAAGGUCAUUGCAGUCAUCCUAAGAUGGUUGCUCCCCAAGGUCUAUCCCCAGAAGCAAGCCCAGCCAGAUACUACCAUGACCAUUGUUUCUCGCAGCGGGGACCGCCAGAUUCACGUUAAUGUCUACUAUCCUGCUGAACACGAUCCAGCCAAUCCGCAGCCCAAUCCUGUGCUCAUCAACUUCUGUGGGAGCGGGUUCGUCAUCCCGGGCCAUGGCAUAGACGAUGAAUUCUGUCGCUUUAUUGCUAAUAACGCCAACCACACCGUCCUCGACGUCGAGUAUCGUCUAGCUCCCGAAUACCCCUAUCCCGCGGCUCUGGAUGAUGCUAUAGAGGUUAUCGAGUAUGUCAAAACCAAGCCAGACGAAUACAACGUGAGGCACAUCUCUCUCAGCGGUUUCAGUGCCGGAGCGAACAUCGCCGUCUCUACCGCCAUGAACUCCUACGGCAGAAAUGACUUCUAUGCUGUGAUUGCUUUCUACCCUCCCGUCGACGCGACCAUCGACCCGAAGGAAAAAGAGGCCCCUGUUCCAAUUCCCCUUCGCCGCGGCGGCUCGCAUCCUUCUUGUCUGCUGCGUUUCUUCCAGGACUGUUACCUAUACCCUGACACUGAUCCAGCACAUCCAAGAGUGUCGCCUUUGUACGCACCAGCCGAUUCCUUCCCCUUCAAUACUUUGUGGAUUACCGCGGAACACGAUCGUUUGUGCCCUGAGGCGGAAAGAUUGUCGGCCAAGGGCAGAAGGGAUCUUAAUUGUGCUGUAAAUUGGCGGCGCGCAAACAAGUGUGGCCAUGCCUGGGAUAAGUUUGCGAAAGAGGGAACCUGCCAGAACCAAGAGAAGCUAAGGGCGUAUGGUAUGGCAAGGGACAUAUUGACGAGGACGCAUCCAAGGCCGUCGACUCCUGAGCCAAGGCCGUCCACUGCUGAGGCUGGGCCGUCCGGAGCGAGGACCCCGCCGCCUAGACGAGUGCGUGGAGAGGAGUUUGCGGGUGGUUCGGUUGUGACCAUCGCCGGUCUAAUGUAUCGAGGAGCGGAGAUCCCGACUGAGCCCCCAGAAGGGAGACCUCCACGACUGCCUGUGCCGAUGGUCCCAUUUCAGUCAUUCGAUCUAACCACCUGGGGGCAUAUGCCGUCUCCUGGAUAUGGGGGGCCCACCUAA
This is a messenger RNA of Aspergillus terreus NIH2624, 1179 nucleotides long. RefSeq lists its product as uncharacterized. The record is from RefSeq and is a predicted model, not a curated record. The coding region runs from base 1 to 1179 and encodes 392 amino acids. The transcript has a single exon. NCBI's taxonomy places the organism in Eukaryota, Fungi, Ascomycota, Eurotiomycetes, Eurotiales, Aspergillaceae. Gene Ontology annotation, molecular function: hydrolase activity.